Mytilinidion resinicola is the source of this 1500-nucleotide messenger RNA. Its product is annotated as amidase. Gene Ontology annotation, molecular function: hydrolase activity, acting on carbon-nitrogen (but not peptide) bonds, in linear amidines. NCBI's taxonomy places the organism in Eukaryota, Fungi, Ascomycota, Dothideomycetes, Mytilinidiales, Mytilinidiaceae. The coding region runs from base 1 to 1500 and encodes 499 amino acids. The record is from RefSeq and is a predicted model, not a curated record. The transcript is spliced from 4 exons.
AUGGCUUCAAAGACUUCCGAGGGGGAAUUGAUGUACGCUACUGAUCCCAUAUUUUCAAGGCGGUUCGAUGCAUUGGAAAGGGCAUUCUCGAGCUCUCCGCGAUGGCAGCUACAUACGAAGGAAAUGAACGAGGAAACUCUUUCGAGCCUGAAAGUGAAUCAGAGCAGGCUCAUGGAGGAUAUCCAUUUCACGUCCCAGUGGGGUGAAGGGCAGAAGUGGGGAAGUGCAUCUACCGAAACAGGCAUGUCUCGUCUAUCCCUUUCGGACGCGGACAAGAAAGCUCGAGACUGGUUCGUCCAAGCGACGCAAGCUCUUGGAUGCAACACGACAAUCGAUGAAAUGGGCAACAUCUUUGCUGUUCGACCUGGCAUACGGAACGAUGGUCCUCCAACUUUUGUGGGCUCCCAUCUAGACACACAGCCAACAGGCGGCCGAUACGACGGCAUCCUCGGCGUCACCGCAGGCGUGGAAAUGCUCAGAGUUCUUGCAGACAACUGGGUGGAAACCGAGUAUCCUGUUGGGGUUGUCAAUUGGACAAACGAAGAAGGCGCCCGCUUCCCCAUCUCCAUGGUCUCCUCUGGCGUUUGGUCCGGCCACAUCCCCCUCUCCACCGCCCACUCCCUCCGCGAAGUGCACCCCGGCACCGCCACCCUCUCCUCGGAGCUCUCCCGCAUCGGCUACCUAGGCACCGUCCCCGCCUCCCACAACGCCGUCCCCAUGGCCGCCCACUUCGAGCUCCACAUCGAGCAAGGCCCCCUCCUCGAGUCCACGUCGCGCAAAAUCGGCAUCGUCAAAGGCGUCCAAGCCUACCGCUGGUACACCGUCACCGUCACGGGCCAAGAUUGCCACACCGGCACGACGGAUUUCGAGAACCGGGCGGAUGCGCUGCUCGCGGCGGCGAAGAUGAUACUGCAUUCGCAUCGAUUGGCGACGGCGAGGGGGGCGCUGGCGUCGACGGGGAUUCUGAAUCUCAAGCCCGGGAGCACGAAUACGGUGCCCGGGAGCGUGCGAUUUAGUCUUGAUAUCCGCGCGCCGGCGGAUAGUACGGUUGAUAUGCUGGAGGCGGAUGUGCUGGCUGAUUUCGCGAGGAUCGCGGCGGGGGAGGAGGUGGAUGGGAUCAGUGAUGGGUGCACGCCUGGCCGACCGUGUGAGGUGAGUUUUACGACGGAUAGCGUGUCGCCCGCUGUGAAGUUCCAUCCGGACUGCAUCCACGCGGUAACGGAGGCCGCGGGGUCGGCGUUGGGGCCGGAGGCGGAGAAGUUAACGAUGGAGAUGGUGAGUGGAGCUGGGCAUGAUAGCGUGUAUACGUCGAAGCGGGUGCCGACGAGUAUGAUCUUCGUGCCGUGUAGGGAUGGGAUUAGCCACAAUCCGAGGGAGUAUACGAGUCCGGAGGAUUGUGCGUUGGGGGCUCAGGUGUUGCUGCAGGCUGUGCUAAGAUAUGAUCGAAUGAGGGCGGAGAGAAGGCUUACGUGGAACACUGGUUGGCAGGUUGGUGCUUAA